CCGCCAGCGGGGCCGGGCCCUCGGCCGGGGCCGCGGCCGCCAUGGAGGCGCCGCCCGCGCCCCCCGCCGCUCCCCCGGCGCCCUGCAGCGCGGCGCGGAGCCUGCAGGACGAGCUGACGUGCCCCGUGUGCCUGGAGUACUUCAACGACCCGGUGCUGGUGGCCGAGUGCGGGCACAACUUCUGCCGCGCCUGCGUGACCCAGUGCUGGGAGGACUCGGCGCGCCGCCUGUGCUGCCCGCAGUGCCGCGAGCCGGUCCCGCAGCGCCUCUUCCGCCCCAACCGCUCCCUCGGCAACAUCGUGCACAUCGUCCGCCAGCUCGGGCUGCCGCCGGGACCCGCCGAGGCGCCGCCGGGCCCGCCCGCGCCCGCCCUCCCCGUGCCCGCCGCCGCCCCGCCCGGGCCUCCGGGCCCGCCGCGGUGCCCUCGCCACGGGGAGCCGCUGCGGCUCUACUGCGUGCAGGACCGGCGGGCCGUGUGCGUGGUGUGCCACCUGUCCCGGGAGCACCGAGCGCACACCGUCCUGCCCGCCGAGGAGGCGGCCCACGCCGCCGAGGAGGUGCCCCAGGAGCACCUGAGCUCCCUGAGGAAAGGGCGGGAGGAGGCCAAGGCCGAGCGGGAGCGGCAGAGUGAGGAGCUGCUGAAGCAGACGGAGGUGGAGCGGCAGAAGAUCGUGGCCGAGUGCAAGGAGCUCCGGGCCUUCCUGGAGGAGAAGGAGCAGCUCCUGCUGUCCCGCCUGGAGGAGCUGGACAGGGACAUCGGGCGCCGGCGCGACGAGAGCGUGGCCAGGCUGAGCGAGGACAUCGCCCAGCUCGACAAGCUGCUGGCGGAGCAGGGGGGGGACAGCGGGGCAGGGGGCACCCCUGGGGAGGGCGUUGUCCCGGCUGGCAGCAGCCUGGAGAGCUGGAUGUUCCUGAAACCCGAGCCCGGAUUCUCCGAGCUGGAAAAGAAGCUCAAGAGCUUCUCCCAGAAGAGUGCAGUGCUCAAGGAGGUGCUGCUGGAAUUCAAGGAGAACCUGCGCUUCGAGCUGGAGAACGACACAGCCGACCUGUCCCUGGACCCCGACACGGCCAACCCGUACCUGGUGCUGUCGGAGGACAAGCGCAGCGUGCGCCUGCGCGGGGCCCCGCAGGAGCUGCCGGCGCACCCCAAGCGCUUCGACUACGCCUUCUGCGUGCUGGCCUGCGAGGGCUUCCAGGCAGGGAGGCACUACUGGGAGGUGGAGGUGGGCGACGGCGAGAGCUGGGUGCUGGGGGCCGCCCGCGAGUCCGUGCGGCGCAAGGAGAAGGUCGACUUCGCCCCCGAGGAGGGGAUCUGGGCGGUGGGGCUCAACUGGAAGGGCAAGAAUUGGGAUCAGUACCAGGCGUUCACCUCGCCCGAGACGCCGCUGUCGCUGUGCGAGCGGCCGCGCAAGGUGGGCGUGUACCUGGACUACGAGGGCGGCUGGGUGGCCUUCUACAACGCCGACACCAUGGCGCCCAUCUUCACCUUCACCGCCGCCUUCUCCGAGAGGAUCUUCCCCUUCUUCUGGCUCUUCUACGUCGGCUCCUCGCUGUCCCUCUGCAACUGAGGGCGUCGCCCCCUGCCCGCCCGAGCUGCCACCGCCGCUCCUCUUCCUCCUC
Messenger RNA from Pipra filicauda (Wire-tailed manakin), 1620 nucleotides. Its product is annotated as E3 ubiquitin-protein ligase TRIM7-like. Gene Ontology annotation, molecular function: zinc ion binding; protein binding. The record is from RefSeq and is a predicted model, not a curated record. The coding region runs from base 42 to 1568 and encodes 508 amino acids. The transcript has 7 exons. NCBI's taxonomy places the organism in Eukaryota, Metazoa, Chordata, Aves, Passeriformes, Pipridae.